AUGGCUUUAGAGUUGCCCGAUCUUGUCAUCCACCAAAUCCUCCAAUUCCUUCCCACUAAAUCUGCUGUGCGCUUGAGCUUUCUUUCCAAGCAAUGGGAAGGUGUAUGGUCUUCGGCCCCAAUAAUAGAUUUCGAUGAGGGAGGUGAGGAUGGAAACAACAACCUCAGCCAACAUAAAAGGUUCGUCAAAAAUAUUCUGAGCAGGUAUUUGGAAUUCCUUGUUGAGAAAGAGAAAGAAAAACAAGGUUUAGAAAAAUUCAAGCUUCACAUGACAAGGUACUUAUCUGGAGAUGCUAGUAUCGUAACCAAAUUGUUGAGUUCUUCAUUUGAGAGAGGCGUGAAAGAGUUAGAUAUCAGCCUUAGAGUAAGUAAAUCACAGUGGGAUCAUUGGAGUGGCAUGAAAAACUACAACAACUUGUCCCCGAUGGAGCUUAUCAAUGCAAAAUCUGCGGCCCGUAUAAAAAACUACUACUACUUUUCUCGGACGGCUCUUGCCAAUGCAAAAUCCUUGACUACUCUAAAUCUAGGGUCUGUUAGAAUAAAGAACAUUAGCUUUAAGGAAUGCUCUACAUCCACAUGUCUUCUUCCCUCUUUGAAAUCUAUGUCUCUCAAGAAGGUCCACUUUGACAAGGAAGCUCUCUUCUACUUGAUCCGUGAGUGCUCUUGCAUCGAAUAUUUGUCAAUAAUUUCAUGUUCUUUCAAAGACGGUGAAUUUCGGGUCUCGAGUUCUAGUCUCAAGUCUUUGCAAGUUGAGCAUUGCGACUCUUUUGCAAUUCAAGUUGAUGACGCUGUGAAUCUUGAAUCUCUCACAAUUGUUUCAGAUAUCGGUCCACCUCAACUUCCCAACUUCCAUAGUAUAAUCUUGAAAGACUGCUUCAACUUGAAAUGUUUGCACAUAUGUGCUCCGCAGGUGAAAGUAUUCGAUUUAGAUGGAUGCCAUGAUGUGAAAGGCACGAUCGACGCUCCACUUCUAGAUUCUAUUACUUUCAAGGGUUACUUGAGUUCCAAACUUUCUCUCAAAGCUCCAAACUUGAGUAUGACCCGCAUCGUACUAUUUGACAAAUGGGACAGCGAAGCGGCCACUUUCAACAGCAGGCCAUGGAACCAUUUUACAACAUUGAGCAAUUUUCUUGAAGAAUUUGGUAGCUCUAAAACUUUGGAUCUUUAUGUGAGUGAUUUUAAGGCCCUUAUGUUUCCAAAAAAUUUCAGAAAGACCUUGUCUUCUCCAAUAUUCCCAAGUCUCAAAAAGCUUUAUUUCUCGGUGAAGAAUCCUCCAAGAAAGAUGAACAAAGAGUUGAGCGAUUCGUUGUAUUGGAUGGCACCUGAUGUGCUGUUCAUUAAAAAUCUACCCUGGAGAAUCAGGCACAGACCUCUUUGA
Rosa chinensis is the source of this 1377-nucleotide messenger RNA. Its product is annotated as F-box/FBD/LRR-repeat protein At1g13780. Lineage: Eukaryota; Viridiplantae; Streptophyta; Magnoliopsida; Rosales; Rosaceae. Gene Ontology annotation, molecular function: protein binding. The record is from RefSeq and is a predicted model, not a curated record. The coding region runs from base 1 to 1377 and encodes 458 amino acids. The transcript has a single exon.